UAAUGACAAUUUUUUAGAAAAGGUAAUUGUUUUUUCUUAUGGAGUUUCUCUAAGCUUCUAAACGCACGCUUCAAGGUUACUAGUUGCAGUGCUUCACGUCACGGUUGCAGGGCUUGCAGCCAUCAAGAGAAUCAUUGCCCAUCACGCUUGAACAUCCGGCGUUCGAUCAAACUCUUACGCUUAUACAUAUAUCCGAGCCGUUGAUCGGCCGGUAACAUAGUUUCAGGAUGGAGACGCAACUCGCCGCCGCGCCGCCUCAUCUCUCCGAUGACAUCUGCGCGGAGAUCCUCGUCCGCCUCCCGGUCAAGUCCGUCCUCCGCUUCCGCGCCGUCUGCAAGGCGUGGCGCGACAUCACGACCCGCCCGCUCUUCCUCGCUGCCCACGCGCGCCGGCAGCCGGCUAAGGUUGUCUUGUACACGUACCUCUCGACUCGAUCGGCGCAACACGGCUAUGCUGUCGGCAUCGCGCUAGACGUGCUCCCUGUCUCCGGCGAGACGGCGGCGGGCCAGCGGCGGCGUCUCAUCCGGUACCCCAGGUCCGUGCUUUUGUCUUCCAUGGAUCCCCUCCUCCUCGACUCGUGCAACGGCGUCCUCCUAUUCAGGACGGAUGCGGCGGGCAUCUACUUCCUCUGCAACCCCGUCACGAGGCAGUGGGCCGAGCUCCCCAAGCUCAUCACUGAUGAUGAUGAAAGCUAUGGCCUGGGCCGCCGCCGCACCGCCAACGUUAGAGAGUAUGCUUUCUACUUCCACCAGCAGUCCGGCGAGUACAGGCUCUUGUGCGGCCGCGUCACGUCCGCCGGCCGGGCGUGGUGCAUCCUCUCCACCGGUGCCGCCGAGCCUCGGCAUGUAGACACACACGCCGCGGACGACGACGAUGACCUGGAGCCGGACGCACCGUCGGAGGCGACACCGGUGGCCCUUCACGACAGCAUGCACUGGCCGCCACGUCGUCCUCAGGACUCGUCGUCGUCGUCGACGACGACGGAGAUGGUGGCGUUCGACGUGCACUCUGAGAAGUUCCACCUGAUGGCGGGGCCUUCGACAGCCACCCGGGCGCUGAUGAAGCUGUUCGUCAUGCACGGGCUGCUCGUGGCGGCCAACUUCGGGGCGAAGAAGCACGUCGACCUCUGGUUCCUCGUCGACUACGGCGCCGCCGGAAGGUGGGAACGCCGCCACCAAGUUCCAAUGCCGUGGCAAUCAAUACCGCAUUACUCACUGAGUCUGUGGUCUACGGCCGCGGCGUGCGACGACCAAGGGAACAUCAUGCUGGGUAGCCACUGCGGUUUGUUGGUGUACAACGCGAGGAAGAAGACGGCUAGGGCUGUCCGCUCGGUGGCCACGCCGAGGAACAACGUUCUCGUGUCACGGCAUGUGUUCAGGGAGAGCCUGGUGGAGCACCCUAACUUCAAGAGGUCCUCCGCCGCCGACUUGCCGUUCAUCCACUUUUGGUGCUAAGUUGAAAAGCCAUGAUACUUGUUUGCUGAUUUGUUGUAAGAGAAAAACACUACUAAAUGGCUCGUAAUUUGGCUGAUAAGUUUAAGCGAACAGAGGGUUAGUACACCUUUCUUAUUGUGUUGCUAUUUCAGGUGUUGUUGGUCCAUCAAUGUUUAAGCGUUCAC
This is a messenger RNA of Sorghum bicolor (sorghum), 1618 nucleotides long. RefSeq names its product F-box/kelch-repeat protein At3g23880. Gene Ontology annotation, molecular function: protein binding. The transcript has a single exon. Bases 228 to 1454 code for a protein of 408 amino acids. NCBI's taxonomy places the organism in Eukaryota, Viridiplantae, Streptophyta, Magnoliopsida, Poales, Poaceae. The record is from RefSeq and is a predicted model, not a curated record.